Triticum aestivum (bread wheat) is the source of this 847-nucleotide messenger RNA. RefSeq lists its product as uncharacterized. Bases 192 to 701 code for a protein of 169 amino acids. The transcript has 4 exons. Lineage: Eukaryota; Viridiplantae; Streptophyta; Magnoliopsida; Poales; Poaceae. The record is from RefSeq and is a predicted model, not a curated record.
CCCGUUCCUUCCUCGUAAUAAGAGUCAAGCAUGCAUGCAUACUCGAGAAGCCGACGCGAUGCAUACACAGAUUUCAAUCCCGUGGAUGCGGCAAUGGGAUGCAUUUCCAUGUGAAUUUAGAUCUGCAUGCCAAACUAAGUGGAUUGUCAUCCCACAUGACAUGAUCCUACCGCCAAGCUGAUAACAACGAAAUGGACACAGAAAGGUUAAAAAGGUUAUUAAUAAAGUCGGUAGUAGCAUUAGCCAUAGCGGCCUUGAUUCUCUAUGCCGAUGCCACACGGCCCAAGAAGCCUGAGGAUAUCAGGUUGAACGACAGGGGUGAGUGCGUGUACCCCAUGAGCCUGUCUUUCGUGGUGGGUUUGGCCGAGCUGGCUGUCCUUCUGGGUUUCGUCUCGUAUUUCACCUUCCAACACGGAUGGUGCUGCGUGCGCCGCGACGGCGUCUCCGUAUCGAGCUUCGCGCUGGGCAUCUUCCUCGCCAUCCUCUCAUGGUUAUUGACGUGGUGGGCGGUACGACUAUAUCUCCGCGACGUGGGGGCGAUCUGGCCGGGGAGGCGUGGUAAACCCCCGGAGUGUUACGCCGCUCUUAAAUUGGAUCACCAUCACCUUAUGGCGAAUGCAUUCAAACCCUUCGUCUUUGCCUUGGCCUUGGCAUUCUGCUCCUCCAAGAAACUUUCCCCUCCUCCUCCUAUAGAAACCUAGCUAGCGUACGUACGUCUCCCCAACGUUCGAUGGAUCGCCCAUUAUGUUGGAGGUUCUUUUUUUCCUGGUUUGAUUAUUUUGUUAACUCACAUUCACAUAUCAUGAUUAGAGUCGGAUUUCUACAAUGCAUGUGGGAAGCUUCAAGC